UAGUAAGGUGGUUGAUAAUAAUUCCGAUUGUCAUUGUGAAUCUGCUGGUUUCGUUCUUCUAUCGAUAGUGGAAAUCUAACAACAAUUUGUGGUAAUGUAAUUACCUAGAUUAUUGCAUAAAUUUCUUAGACGUUCUGAUAGAUAGCAAAUCUGGCGACUGAAAUCAGAUAUAGGAUUGGAAUGAGACUGAUUUUAAAGAAGUUCAUUAUCCAUACAUCUUCAGAUCACUUUUCGGAAGACGUGAAAAAUACUGAAAAACAUACUGCCAUUUAGUACACUAUCUGUUGAGGAAGUGGUUUCAAAUCUAAAGUAUUAUUCAGGAAGUAUUAUCAAUUUCUUCAUUAUAAAAAAGUCAGGCUCCACCUUUUGAACAUGGCAUCAAGGUUCCAGUUUGCUGGUGAAAAUGUUUCUGAAGACUGCAAAGUUGCAGGUGCGCAGGCGUCGAGACGGUCGCCGCUGCGGCAGUUCGGACCUCUGCUGGUGGCUAUGGUGGGGCUGCCGGGCAGAGGGAAAAGUAUGCUGGCCCGCCGGCUGUCGAGGUACCUCAACUAUACCGGGGACAGAACGGAAGUUUAUGACAUCAGCGAGUACCGGCGCCGGCACAUGCAGUGCUAUGACUCGCACGAGAUGUUCCGCGCCGACAAUCUGCCAGCGUGGCGAAUCAGGCAGCAGAGCUUCAGGGAGGCGCUCGACGAGGCUGCCGCGUGGCUGAGACGGCCUGGUAACCACGUGGCCAUCCUCGACGGGCCGAACGUAUCCAGGUCCCAAAGACAGGAAAUUUACGAUCUGAUUUACGGACAGCUCGGAUUCCGAGUGAUGUUCAUCGAGUGUGUUUGCGAAGAUCCUGUGCUAUUGGAAAGAAAUUUUAAGGAAAUCCUCCAGUACAGCGCCGACUACAAAGACAAGGCCACCGAAGAAUCGUUAAAAGACCUCACGCACAAAAUGGCGCACUACAAGGCGCAGUACGAGUCGCCCACGUUGGGCAGCCUCUGGGAGCUGCCCUGCCCGAUGGUCAAGAUUCUCGACGGCGGCGAGGGGGGCAUCAUCGCUCACGGGGUGACGGGGUCAAAAGAGAGCAAGAUAUUGGCCUACGUGUCGACGCCGAAGCCGUAUCAGCAAACACUGUAUUUCAGUAGGCACGGCGAAAGCGAAUUCAACGUGAUCGGUCGCAUAGGCGGCAACGCCGAGCUGUCGCCCAGAGGUAGGGCGUACUCGCAAGCGCUCGCCCGGCACGUGCACGCUCUCAACCUGCCGGGCCUGCAGGUGUGGACGUCCACCCUGAAGAGGACGGGGGCGACCAGCGCCCUGAUACAGGCGCCGCAGCAGCAUCUGCACGAGCUCGACGAGAUUUGGUCGGGAGAAUGCGAGUGCCUCUCGUACGAAGAGCUCCAAGACCGAUUUCCGAAAGAGCUGGCACUGCGGGACCGGGAGAAACUCAAGUACCGCUAUCCGCAAGGCGAGUCCUAUCUGGACGUGAUGAACCGUCUGGUGCCCGUGCUGACCCAGCUGGAGUGCGAGACGAAUGUUCUUACCAUUUCGCACCAGGCGGUGCUCCGGUGCGUGUUGGGCUAUUUUCUGGAUACGCCGCACGAGGAGAUACCAUACGUGCACGUGCCGUUGCAUACCAUCAUCAAGUUGACGCUGCAGGGUUACAACUACAACAUGGAAACCGUGAAGAUGCCAGUCGAUUGCGUCGACACGAACCGAGCCAAACCGUCAAAUUGUUCGGAAGAUCGCAGCGCUGAUGACGCUCUGUUCACCCUGCCGAAGCACUACGAUUCCCUAGCCGGCCUCCAAGCACUCACUCCUUGUACUUAGCUUGGAUCGCGGGGAUGUACGGAAAAUCGGUAUGUUGCACUGAGGCACUGACUUAUAAACAACAAUUCGAAGUGAAAUGCUAGAUUUUAGUUUUAGGCUCGCACAUACCACAUGAUCGGCUUGGAAAAGUUGGGUGACGAGUAUGCGCGGGGCGUGUAUCGUACUGGGCCGGCUUUUUGAAUAAUUUAAAACAUACCACACAUCAUCGAUGUUACUGCAGACAAAAAACAACAGCGGACAUACUGGGUGUUUC
Messenger RNA from Phaedon cochleariae (mustard beetle), 2071 nucleotides. The record is from the annotation of a GenBank genome assembly. NCBI's taxonomy places the organism in Eukaryota, Metazoa, Arthropoda, Insecta, Coleoptera, Chrysomelidae.